Capsicum annuum is the source of this 2477-nucleotide messenger RNA. Its product is annotated as lysM domain receptor-like kinase 3. The transcript is spliced from 12 exons. Gene Ontology annotation, biological process: protein phosphorylation; innate immune response. Lineage: Eukaryota; Viridiplantae; Streptophyta; Magnoliopsida; Solanales; Solanaceae. The record is from RefSeq and is a predicted model, not a curated record. Gene Ontology annotation, molecular function: transmembrane receptor protein kinase activity; ATP binding. Bases 135 to 1829 code for a protein of 564 amino acids.
ACAUACACACUUGCAUUGCUUUUUAUUAAUUUGUCCAAUCAUUGUAGCUAGACAAUAUUGAAGUACUUCAACUCCAAUCAGUUGAAAAAACUACUGUAGUAUUUUUUUCUUCAUUUCAUGUGUUCUUCAGCACAAUGAUAUUCCUUAAUUUGCAAUCCAAAAAAGUAACACGAUUAAUUACCCUAGUCCUGAUUUACUUGUUCUCAAAUUGUACAACAUGUUAUUCAAGUUGCAUGAAUGGCUGUGAUAUAGCUUUAGCUUCCUUGUUCAUCUGGCCUGAAGUGUACCUCCCCGUAAUAUCCCAACUAUUUAACAACAUAUCGUACAGUGAUAUCCUUGAAUGGAAUAAUAACAUCACGAGCACGUUUAUCCCGACAGCAACCAGAGUUAACGUAGCUUUUCCUUGUGAUUGUCUUAAUAAUGGUGAAUAUUUGGGUCAUGUAUUUACAUAUAAUGUUCGUGCCAAUGAUACUUAUGAUCUCAUCGCGACCAGGCGGUAUUCCAGUUUGACGAAUAAGGAGUCGUUGAUGAGGGAUAAUAGUUAUCCGGAUAACAGUUUCCAGGAUAAUAAUGUGACCUUGAAAGUGACAGUGAAUUGUUCCUGCGGGAAUAAAGAUGUGUCCAGGGAUUAUGGAUUGUUUAUUACGUAUCCGAUGAGGCCAGGAGAGAAUUUGGAGUCUAUCGCGUUGGCGACUAAUACUAGCUCGAGGCUGAUAGAAAUGUACAAUCCGAAGGUGAAUUUCAGUGCUGGCAGUGGAUUGCUGUACAUUCCAGGCAAAGAUAAACUCGGGAAUUAUCCACCUGUACCAACCAGAAAAGGUUCAUCAGGUAAAAUUAUAGCUGCAAUAGCAGUAGUUGCACUAGCCGGAGUUUUGUUAUUGGUAGGCAUCGUUUAUGUGGGAAUUUAUAGAAAGAAGGAACAAAAGGUUGCAGCAAACAUCCCGGAAUGUUCUGGUCAAUCUCAUCCAUCUAGUCCUGCAGGCUAUUCGGGCAUACAUGUGGAUAAAUCAGUGGAUUUUUCUUAUAGAGAACUUGCUGAAGCGACGAAUGACUUCUGCGCAUCCAAUAAGAUUGGAGAAGGUGGUUUUGGAGCGGUCUAUUAUGCUGAACUGAGAGGCAAGAAAGCAGCAAUAAAACGAAUGAAUAGGGAAGGAAGAACAGAAUUUCUUGCUGAACUGAAAAUUUUGACGCGUGUUCAUCACCUGAACCUGGUGUCCUUAAUUGGGUAUUGUGUUGAGAGGUCCCUCUUCCUUGUAUAUGAAUUUAUUGAGAAUGGCAAUCUAAGUCAACAUCUUCGUGGGGAACAUGUAUUGCCCUGGUCAACACGGGUGCAAAUUGCACUGGAUUCAGCCAGAGGUCUUGAGUACAUACACGAGCACACCGUUCCCUUUUACAUCCAUCGUGAUAUCAAAUCAGCAAAUAUUCUUAUAACCAACAACUUUCACGGGAAGAUUGGAGAUUUUGGUUUAUCGAAGCUUGUUGAUAGCGGAAAUCCAACUAAGCAUUCACGUUUCCUGGGUACAUUUGGAUACAUGCCACCAGAGUAUGGUCAUUCACCAGUUGUCUCUCGCAAAGUAGAUGUAUUUGCCUUUGGCGUUGUACUUUAUGAAUUGAUUUCAGCCAAGCAAGCUAUAGUCAAAGAAGAUGGUUUUGAUGCACCAAAAAGCCUUGUUGCCUUGUUUGAUGAAGCUCAUAGUCAUUCAAAUCAAAUUGAAGCCAUUUCCAGGUUGAUAGAUCCUAAGCUCGACGAUAACUACCUCUUUGAUUCAGUCUACAAGUGCAGAUGGCGCAGCUCGCUAAAGCUUGUACAGAGAAAAGUCCUCAAAUGAGACCGACAAUGAAAUCAGUAGUGGUCGCUCUUAUGGCACUCUCAUUCCCCACAGAGAAUUGACAAUUUGAUAUAACGGCUUUCACUCUAUGGAAAUCAAGAUUAAAACGGAAGCUGUAAAGGCAGAAACAACUUGAUCAUGUUGCAUAAUGUAAAGUAUUAAAAGGUGUUUAGGCACAACAGGCCUCCUCAACAGGUGUUUAGGCACUUGUUUGAAUCAAGAGCUAAAUUCAACUACUGGUAAAAGUACUUUUGCAAUAGGGAUCAGUACUAUAAGAGAAGCGCGUAAACCGUCACCAUCUACUUCCAAGCAGCAUCUUCCUAACCUCCUUUGUUAAGCUGAUUAUAUCGUGGAGAGUGCAGAUCGACUCGGAUCUACGUACAUUAAACUGUACUGUAUUGUGUGGAGUUUCAUGAUUUCAAUUUGCUUUUUUGUUUGUAUGCUAAGAAUGAGGUACUCUUGAAUCUUGAUUUGGUAAAUGACCAACGGGAUAUGCUUAGAACAAGAAUUGUUCUGCACAGCCACUGAAGUGGUGCUAUAUAUAUCUCAGGCAUAGAGUACCAGUCCUUGUAAAUGUUCGGUACAUAGAUAUGUCAAGGUAAGACUUUUCAAUAAUUAAAUAAAUUAAGGGUCUUUUUUCUUUUUUGA